This is a messenger RNA of Puccinia graminis f. sp. tritici CRL 75-36-700-3, 843 nucleotides long. RefSeq lists its product as uncharacterized. NCBI's taxonomy places the organism in Eukaryota, Fungi, Basidiomycota, Pucciniomycetes, Pucciniales, Pucciniaceae. The transcript has 3 exons. The coding region runs from base 1 to 843 and encodes 280 amino acids. The record is from RefSeq and is a predicted model, not a curated record.
AUGAAGGAGAAGAGUAGUGUAAAACUGAUUCACCCAUCGACUGUGGCCCCGGAACCAAGUCGUGACGGCCAACAUGUCGAUCCUCAUCUAGUUCAAGAGGGCAUCAACUUCUAUCCCCUCCAAAGCCGUUGGUCCCCGGCUUUCACCCCAUCGGUUGGAAACUUCCCUCCCGGACUCCGAAGUCCCGACUUCAUUGACUCCGGCUCGACUGACGGGCGUUCGGCCACUGAAUCCUCAAGCUCCUCCAUAUCUGACGGCUUCAGCUCUGGAUCCGAGUCUGAAUCCAGCACCCCGGCUUCGGCACCUCCAUCAAUCCCAAACUCCUCGGCGUUCCCAUCUCCAUCCUCUUCGGAUCUCCGCUCGGUUCCGCCCUCGGAGAUAUUCUACGCCAAUCGACCAAGACCACAACCUGUCGCCACUGGGUCUGGUAACUCCUACGAUGACCCAAUGGUUGUCGACGACGAUUCCGCCUCCGGUUCCGAUCCGGACUCAGUUCCCUUCGGCCCCACCACCGAGUGGGGAUCCACCAAUCAAACGGCUCCUCCAGCUACCCCUGUCAAUCCCGAUCCAUCGGCUCGAGAGAUGAUGGCGUUCGACUACCGCGCCAUCCGGGACCAACUAGUCGGCUCCAAUCCGUUGCCGUUUGGUACCCAAGUAUAUCGAGAGGAAGACCUUCUCUUCCUAUUUCAGAAUGUCGCCAACAAUUUCAUACACUUGUCCAAUAAGUACCCCGCCUCGACUCUCGGCGAAAUCGAGGAUCGUGUUCAAUUCUAUCAGAACCUGCAAUGGGUUUUCACCGCUGACCGUCAGGUUUUCCUGGCCACCCACUGCGGCUAUCCCUAG